AUGGCGCCACUCCUGCCCAUGGCCUCGCCGUCGCCGGCUUUCGACGACGGCUUCCUCCCCCGUUCUGACCGGGGUCUGCCCAUCAUGCUCCGGCGGUUGACAAAGUUCAAGACCAUGGACUUUGAGCUCGCGUUCUGGCAGCUGACGUACCUCGUCGUCGCGCCACGAAGGGUAUACAAACAGACAUAUCACCACAAGCAGACGAAGAACCUCUGGGCACGAGACGACCCGGCGAUGUUGAUCUUAAUCGCAGCGUGCUGUGUCGUCACGGCAUCUGUGUGGGGGUUCAUGUACGACUACGGGACAGCCGGCACGAUCUGGCUCAUUCUGAAGAUGGUCUUCCGCGAUUUCAUCAUCGUCUCGCUGGUGGUAGCGCUGGUGUUCUGGCUCAUCGCUAACCGCCUCAUGGUGUUGGCUACCGCACACUCGGGGAUCACGGACAACCGUGUCGAGUUCACGUACGCUUUCGACGUCGCUGUCAACUCGUUCUUCCCAGCCUUCCUCACGCUCUACGUUGGGCUCCUCCCGCUCGCUGCCCUCGUGGUGAAGAAUAACUGGGUCUGCCUCCUCCUAGGCAACACACUCUUCCUAAUCGCUGGCUUCCAGUACAUCUACAUCACGUACCUCGGGUACGCUGCGCUGCCGUUUGUAGCGAGGAGUGAGCUCUUCCUCGCUCCACUCCUCCCGCUCUUCGGAGGAUACCUCCUGAGUCUGCUGGGGUUCAAUGUUGUGCGCACAGUGCUUGAACUGUACUUUGGCGAGCCGUGGCAUACCUAG
Cutaneotrichosporon cavernicola is the source of this 777-nucleotide messenger RNA. RefSeq lists its product as uncharacterized. The coding region runs from base 1 to 777 and encodes 258 amino acids. The transcript has 5 exons. NCBI's taxonomy places the organism in Eukaryota, Fungi, Basidiomycota, Tremellomycetes, Trichosporonales, Trichosporonaceae. Gene Ontology annotation, cellular component: Golgi membrane. The record is from RefSeq and is a predicted model, not a curated record.